UUGAUAAGACACCAGCUUAUUGCUUUAGGCUGUCCCAAGGAAGGAGACAACCCAGGAUAUGUUCCCUGCUCCCUCUCUGUUACGAGGCUUUGACCUGGGCUGCCAAAAAUAACCCAGUUUCUUCUUCACUGGCAGUUAUGAAGGCACUGCUUGCUGAGUCCUCACCGAGAACUUGCUGCUCAUUUGCCUGAGGUUCAUCUUUUCCCCAGAUGCAAAUGCUGUCAACUCCGGUUCCACCAAGAGUGCCACCGCUGAGAUGGAGGCCCCGCUCCCUGGUCUCUUCCUGCUUCUGGUCCCCCUGGCAGUGGGAUGGGGAAGCGGGGCGGUCACAGCCUGGGCAACAUCUUCUGGCAGCUGCAAGCUCGUGCAGAGCACCAUGGACUGCACUGGGAGACGGCUGAGCUCUGUCCCAGGAGAUCUUCAAGGUGAUACUGAGGAACUGUUGCUUGAUGACAACACUAUUUGGGUUCUGGGCAAUGAGUCUCUGCUCUCAUACUACCAGCUGCGGUGUCUCAGCUUGACCAAGAACCGGCUGGAGCUCAUUGAGCCGGGUGCUUUCCUCAGCAGCCAAGGCCUCCAUGUGCUCUCCUUGGCAGACAACCUCCUCUUCACCAACUACUCGCUGACAGCAGCUGCUUUUUCUGCUCUGCCGGCUUUGAGGAGGCUGGAUCUAGCUGGAAACCACCUCACUGAGGACAUGGUAUCAGUUUUGGUCUGGAACCUGUCUUCCUUGGAGUCCUUGUCGGUGGCCAGGAACAUCAUCAUGAGGUUGGACUCAUCCAUCUUCACGAACCUGACACAGCUGUUGGAGCUGAACCUGGAGAAGAACUACAUCUUUGAGAUUGACGAAGCUUUCACAGGGCUGCAGCGGCUGCAGCGGCUCAACAUAGCUUAUAACUACCUCCCGUGUGUAGUAGAGUUUGACCUGACCCAGCUCAGGGUGCUCAAUGUCAGCAACAACGCCAUCGAGUGGUUUCUGGCCCUGGAAAGUGAUGACCUUUUUGAGCUGGAGGUGCUGGACCUGUCCCACAACCACCUCCUCUUCUUCCCUGUGUUGCCUCGGCAGAGCAAGCUGCACUCCUUGCUGCUGAAGGACAAUGAGAUGAGCUUCUACCAGCGCCUUCCCAAUGGCACAUCCCUGGCGGAUGUCACAGUACAGUUCCUGCUCAUUGAUGGCAACUCCACCAACAUCACAACGGUCAGCCUCUGGGAUGAGAUCUGCCACAGCAACCUCUCCUCCCUGCGCCUCCUGGACAUGAGCCAGAACCAGCUCUGGUACCUGCCGGAGGGUUUCCUGGCCCAGAUGCCUUCCCUGACCCACCUGAAGCUCAACCAGAACUGCCUGGAGAUGUUUCACCUUUCAGAGAAGGACCCUUUAGCCAUGCUGGCAGAGCUGGACCUCAGCCAGAACAGGCUGGUGGAGCUGGAGGUGGAGGUGGGUGCCAGGGAUGUCCUGCCCAAUCUGCAGCUCUUCAACCUCAGCACCAACAGGCUGCAGGCGCUUCCUCCUGGGGUUUUCACCUACACCAGGAAGAUCACUACCGUGGACCUCAGCCGCAACCGGGUUGACCUCUGUCCCCAGCCAGCUGUUGCAGCUGGGGCAAAGAGUCCCCCCUGCGUGGACAUCAGGGGUGUCAAGACCUUGACUCAUCUCUCCUUGGCUGGCUGUGGUCUGAGGGGACUAGAGGGCCACCCCUUCCAAGGGACAUUGCUGAUGCAUUUGGACCUCUCUGACAACCAUCAGGUACUGUCUGGGGACCUGGGCUGGCUGCAGGACCUUGCUCUGACGCUGCAGGUGUUGUCUCUGAGGAACACCAGCCUCUCCUCCACCACUGUGGACUUCUCUGCCUUUAACAGCCUUGCGCACUUGGACCUUUCGGGGAAUUCGUUGACUGCCUUCCCCAGCUCGCUGGGUGCCCUGAAACUGCGCAGCCUGAACCUGCGGAACAACUGCCUGCCGGCUCUGCCGGUGGACGUGGUGCAGGCACGGCUGGGGAAGAGCCUGCGGGAGGUCUACCUCAGCCAGAACCCCUACAACUGCUGCAUGCUGGGCUGGUGGGACUCCCUGCAGCGGGUCGAGGGGUUGUGCAUCCCUGACAGGCAGGAGGUGACCUGCAGCUACGCCUCCCACACACUGAGCCCCAGCGCACUGCCCGAGCCCGUCCUGCGGAGCUGCCGCUGGCAGACGGCUGACGUGGCGCUGCUCUACCUGGUGCUGGCCCUGCCCACGUGCCUGACACUCCUGCUGGCCUUCGCCAUCAUCUUCCUCACACUCAAGCAAAAGCUGCUGAAAAUGGUGAAAAGUCAGUGCGGAGUGUCCAGCCCUUACUGAUGGCUGAGGAGUAGGAGGAGGAAGGGCUCAGGAAUGGUGAAUGCAAGUGAGUUGUCAGGAUUACAGGCAGUAACCCCUCUGAGGUGGGUGAGAAGGAGACUUAGUGGAUGGAGGAUCCAGGGGGUGCUGGGAGAGCUGCUGUUCCUGCUAUAGAUGCCCUAAGGGUACCUGAAGGGUGUGGGGCCAUGUCUGGUGAUGGAGCCUGAGGCCAUGCUGAGCAUUCUCCAAGUCUUCAGCAGAAACCAUCAGCUGAUGUUGGCGAGAGUCAUAGAAAUCAGAGAAUCAAAUGGUUUGGAUUGGGAGGAACCUUAAAGCUCAUCCAGUUCCAACCCCCUGCCAUGGGCAGGGACACCUUCCACUAGAGCAGGUUGCUCCAAGCCCCGUCCAACCUGGCCUUGAACACUGCCAGGGAUGGGGCAGCCACAGCUUCUCUGGGCAACCUGUGCCAGGGCCUCAACACCCUCACAGGGAAGAACUUCUUCCUAAUAUCUAAUCUAAAUCUCUCUGUCAGCUCAAAGCCAUUCUGCCUUGUACUGUCACUACAGGCCCUUGUAAAAAGCCCUUCUCCAGAUUUCUUGUCAGCCCCUUUAGGCACUGGAAGCUGCUCUAAGGUCUCCCAGAGCCUUCUCUUCUCCAGGCUGAACAAGCCCAGCUCUCUCAGCCUGUCAAGUUGAGCAGACAUGACACCAAACACCUCUUGGCCAAAGUGGCAUGGACAGUUUCCCCCAGUGCUGUUCCCCCCCACCCUCCUUCAGGCAGUUCCUUUUAUUUAUUCACCCCAGCAGCCAACUCUCUGCUGCAAAACAUCCUCCAGGUCUGCAAACAGCCUCUGUGAAUUGCUCUGGGCUGAAGCAAGCAUGACCAGGGCGCUGCAGAGAAGGGUUUCCGUGGCCACAGCUCCAGCAAACACACAGGCAGCCCUGGGCAUGCACCCCAGUGUGUGUGCUGAUAAGACAGGUGUUAUCAUUAGGGCUGAAAGACAUGUUUUGGGGCGUGUUGCUUGGUUAAGUCGCAAUCCCAGUUGGAAAAAAACAUUAAAAAUAGCCCAAGCUGCAACAAUGUAAAAUACUGAUUGAAAAACAGGAGAAUAAAUUA
This is a messenger RNA of Strigops habroptila (Kakapo), 3427 nucleotides long. RefSeq names its product negative regulator of reactive oxygen species (gene NRROS). The transcript is spliced from 3 exons. Gene Ontology annotation, molecular function: protein binding. The record is from RefSeq and is a predicted model, not a curated record. The coding region runs from base 257 to 2332 and encodes 691 amino acids. Lineage: Eukaryota; Metazoa; Chordata; Aves; Psittaciformes; Psittacidae.